Neocloeon triangulifer is the source of this 2668-nucleotide messenger RNA. Its product is annotated as MAM and LDL-receptor class A domain-containing protein 1-like. The record is from RefSeq and is a predicted model, not a curated record. Gene Ontology annotation, cellular component: membrane. The transcript is spliced from 17 exons. Lineage: Eukaryota; Metazoa; Arthropoda; Insecta; Ephemeroptera; Baetidae. Bases 209 to 2533 code for a protein of 774 amino acids.
AUCAGUGCGAAUCGGAGAUUGAAGCGAGCGCACCAGUGCAGCGUGACAUUCUUGCUUGUGCACAUCGGACGUGUGGAGAGACGCAAGUCAUGCAGGUGGCCUAUUUGCUAUCGUUCAGGCGCAAAAGUAUCAGUGGCUCAUCGGGCUCGAAACGGAAGGAAUAGCGAGUUUUAGCGCGAGCUGUGGAUUUCCAAGUUCAAGGUGGAAAAUGCAAACAGCGUUUCUGAUUCUGCUGCACCUUUGCGCUGCUGGGGUUUCCACGUCACCAUUCACCCACUUUUCCUCUGAAGAUGAAGAGUUCCAAAGCCUGCUUAUUCGCGACAAACGGCAAGAUACGGCAGAGAUUUGCGAUUUUGGUUCAGACACAGACUUGGUGACAUGUGACUGGAGUAACCGCAACGGUUCCUCAUUACGAUGGGAGGCAGGGGCAGGGUCCCUGUCGAACUGGCUCGGCGGACCUCCAAAAGACGGCAGUUCCAAUGACGACGCACAAAGAGGUGGUUAUAUUUACUUUGAGACGUCGUACGUGCCAACACCUCGCACCACCAAAGUGGGCCAGCGGGCGUACAUUGAGAGCUCCGUGAUGGGAAGCACAGGCCCUGAGGGAAAGUGCGUGGGAUUUGGAUUCUCGAUGGGCGGAUUGAGCGCUGCAGGGUUGAGAGUGAUCCUGAAGCCAAAAAACAGUAACGAAGGAGACGACGACGACAUGGAGAGAGUUAUUUGGAGCAACAAAGAUCCGACGGGUGGCCAGUGGAAGCAGGCCGACGUUCUCUAUACAUACAACAAAGAACACCAGGUCAUAUUUGAAGGAAUUUCAAAAGACUUGAACGACCCACUGCGAAAGUACCGCGGCCACGUCGCCGUCGACAAUGUGGCGUUAAAGCCUGGAUCCGAAUGUCGCGGCCACUGCACCUUUGAAGGAGGAAUCUGUGCAUGGACCAACGACGAAGACGAUGACUUUGAUUGGUCCCUUGGUCGAGGGAGCAGGAAUCCGUCAACAGGGCCUGCGAUGGACUGUACAAGUUUUUUCCAUGGCGGUAUGGAAGGUGGUUACGCGUUCAUAGAUUCAUCGCACCCUCGACGACCAGGGGACAUAGCAAGAUUGUCCAGUCCUGAAAUGGAUGCCACAGGCGUGGACACUCCUCUGUGUCUUCGGUUCUUUACUCACAUGUACGGAAAUGGUAUCGGAACGUUGAGCAUUCACUUGAUGGACGUCCGCGAGGGCAAUGAGCGAGACAUUUGGACACUUUCUGGCGAGCAGGGCAACGCAUGGUACCAGGCUGAUGUACCCGUUUCGUCACCAAAUCCUUUCAAGAUUGUUGUGGUCGGAAAAGUGGGGAAGAAUAUUUUGGGUGACAUUGCGAUUGACGACCUUUCCUUCCAUCCCGGCAGUUGCCCCACUGCACCCCAAAUCGCCGCCCCUAUGCCGGGCGACUGCACUUUCGAGGUUGACGAGUGCGGCUGGGCGAAUGUGCCGUCGCGCGAAAGGAUGGACGAAUUAGACUGGGAGCGUGUGUCCGCUUUGACGGGCACUGAAGGUCGACCGCUGAUGCAAAAUGUGGAUCACACCUUGUCAUCUGACAAAGGCUUCUUUAUGACGCUGGCGAGAAGCACCAACGUCCAGCGACCAGCCAGCAGAGCGUGGUUUACGUCUAGGGAAUUUCCUGGAAGUGCCAAUGCUCACUGCAUUUCAUUUUGGUACGUUCUGAAUGAGCCAUUUAUUGGCAAUGCUGGCCCCAGUCUAGGCGCACUUUCCGUCUACACCAAAGUUAUUGAGCCCGACGGUAAUGUGAUCAAGAAACCCGUCUGGAAACUUUACAACCACCAAGGUCCCGAGUGGCACUACGGACAAGCCUUAAUUCAAGAAGAAAAAUCUUUUACUAUUUUCUUCGAGGGAAUGUGGGGUUCGAGUCUGGCCAACGGAAUAAUUGGAUUUGACGAUAUAACCCUCUUUGACGGCGCCUGCUCAACUACCCCACCUAGUGCAACGACGCAUCACGGUGAUUGCCGGUUCGAGCGAGACAUUUGCGACUGGGUCAACUCGACGACAAGCAACACGUUCUGGAAACUGGCCACUGUCGCCAGAAGGCCGGCCAAUUUGCCUGACAAAACGUUUGGAGCCCCAGAGGGCUACAUUUACUUUGACUUGUUCAACUCGGGGAGCAGCGUGGUGCGGCUGACGUCUCGCUUCAUUGCUGCCACCGACGACAGGCAGUUGUGCUUCACUUUUUGGUACACAGCGUUCGGCUCUGGUGAAACGGCCGAGCUACAUGUUGUUCGCGUCGACAACACUACCAGUGAAGAGGAAACUAGAAAGUUGUGGUCAUUGGAGGCGCGCAACAUGGACACUUCAAGACCGACUUGGCGACCGGCGCAGGUGGCCGUCGACUCGGGCACCGAUUUCCGACUCGUUUUGGAGGGUAGGGCUACCAAUGGUGGUUUUGCAAUUGACGACAUCUCCUUCUCCACUGGUGCUUGCUCAACUCGGCCAGAGAAGGCGACGCCUAAAGAGCCUGAGGAGGAAGACGGUUGAGGAUAAAUUAAUUCUUAACAACACUCUUGUAAAGAAAGAAAACUUCGAUGAAAAAAGAUAUAAUGAUUUAUUGUAUACAAAUGCAGGAAUUUUUGUCAUGGAAGAGAAAAUGUUAUAUAAUAUGCAAUAAAUAAA